Dothidotthia symphoricarpi CBS 119687 is the source of this 2250-nucleotide messenger RNA. RefSeq lists its product as uncharacterized. Lineage: Eukaryota; Fungi; Ascomycota; Dothideomycetes; Pleosporales; Dothidotthiaceae. Gene Ontology annotation, molecular function: protein dimerization activity. The coding region runs from base 268 to 2250 and encodes 660 amino acids. The transcript is spliced from 3 exons. The record is from RefSeq and is a predicted model, not a curated record.
GUUGCUUCGUGUUGCAGGGGCAGCGUCCACGCUCCACGCAGUCUGCUGAGUUGCGCUUCUGUCUUGACGCUCCUCUCUGAUCCAACACAACAUCGUCAGGCGUGUGGCUCGCCCCACGCGUGAUUUCUCGAAAUCCACGCCCACGCCUCAAACUCGACUGGCUCCGUGCCGCCUUUAGCCAGCCCCACCAGCCCGUGAAGAAAUUGCUUUGGCAGACUCUCGACCCUCUGGUUCUUUCCUCUUUCGACAGGGUUCUCCGCAAACGCGAUGAACGCUGCGAACGCGCAGCCAUGGGCCGGCGCCGAGCAUUUCGACCAAAUGGACGCGACGGCCGAGCACGACUUCGGCAAUCUAAUCGACUUUGACCACCUCGACCUCGACUUCAACAUCGACUACAGCCAUGGCGCGUCUGCGCAGGACAACCAGCAGCUAACCGACUUGACCACCUCCAUCGACGUCCAGCACCUCCAGAACCCCUUCGCCCCGCAGAUAUCCCAGGAUCGUCACAAUGACGCGGCAGACACACAACAAACACAGAAUAACUUGGACAUAUCCCAGGUCGGCAACGGCUUCUUCGACUACGGCAUACCGCAGUACGGUCAGUCCAACACGUCAGCCUUCACCCAGGCGCAGGAACACGUCUAUCGCCCGCACCAUGGCGUCCCGCCCACACCCAACAGCAUCGAGAUGCACGGCGACCCGCACCGCUACCUUCGCCAGAUGGACCCCCAGCAAGCUCUCUUCGACCAGCGAUAUCACAUGCGCAAGGACGACGCAACAUUUACCCCACUGGUCUCACCCGCGGUAACCCCCCAUGAUGCGCGCUUCCAGAUACCCGACUUCACAGUACCUGGAGCAUACUUCAGCCCUCUGACAUCUCCUGCUCUGACUGCGCAAAGCCACCAGCAUGCAUAUCUGCAGUCGCAAGCCACGGCGUCAGGGAGCUCAACCGGGCACUCACCCGUCAACAUUGACAUGGACGUGCUGGGCGAACCUGCGAUGGUCCAGUCUGAGCAGAGCAGAAAAUUGAGGAGCACCCAUAGACGGAAUGUAUCCCGAACAGCCAAUGCCUCUAGCCGCGUACGGCAGUCGCCAAUUGUGAAGCCAGGCCGGCGAAGAACCACUGUAACAUCACUCGUACUGCCUAAGGAGAUCAGCGCACUCGCACAAGAAGCACAACCUGUUCGCCCGCUCUCCAAUGGUCUGGAAGUACCGCGCAAUCAGGAUCGCUCAGAGACCGAUUCAAUAUCUCCUGAGCCUAUGCUGUCAGACAUGCGACCGCCGCCUCUUCCUAGUUCUGUGACACAUUCCCCUGCGAUCCUGGCCCAGCACAACGGUCAUGGUGCUACUCCUGCCACGCCUGCGUCCCUAAUGCGCAUCCAGCCUUCACCCGAGUUCAGCACACCUCUCCAAGUACCAGCCAUGUUAGACGACCUCAUCCUACCGGAAUCCUCUCUAGAAAACCCCUCGUUGUCAUUGAUGGAGACAGCAAUUUACGAUGACGACUAUGACACCCCUCGACUGUCCGCCAGGAAAACACCGAAGAUGGGACCGCACAGUACGCCGGGUGCGGCCAUGUCUAGUAGACCCAGCCCAAUGCUCGAUCCUAUGUCAACUCCUACAAGCCCGGCUUUCUCCAUGACCUCUGGGAGGAAGACCGAUUUGAAGAUCGCUCGCAACCCAAAGAAGAGAAACAGCGUCAGUUCGAGUCUUGUGAGCCCUGCUCUCCGACCCAAGAUCUCCCCAAGUAUAAAACCUCUGCUUCCUGAUGGCGGGCAUGCAGGCGGUAUCGACACUCAUGCCCUUCUCCUAGCAUCGAAAUCUAACUACCAAAAUAUUCUUGACGGAACCACAGUUCCCGGUGUCGUGUACCCAACAUCCCUCUCCACAAACCUUACAUCGAAACGCACAUCCCACAAAAUCGCCGAACAAGGCCGUAGAAACCGUAUCAACACGGCUCUCCAGGAAAUGCAGGCCCUUCUUCCUCCCUCCUUGAAUGGAGACACAGAAGCAAAGAGCCCCGAAAUGACUGCCGCACAAUCAAACAACUCCAAAGCGGCGAAAGUGGAGAGUGCGAUUGAUUAUAUCAGGCUACUGAAGAAACAAUGUGAGGACAAAGAUAGAGCGCUCGAAGUGAAGGAGAGGGAAAUGGACGAAUUGAGGGAACAGCUUGCAGCGCUGCGACGGUGUUCGAGUGUGGGGACAAGCGGCGAAGAGGCGGAGAGGGUGGACAAGGAUGAUAACACUUGA